AUGCCACGACACGGUGCAUUCCCAGCUUCGGCGUGCCCAUGUUCUGAGUCGGGGUGCUUCCAGCGACCGGCGGCCGACUGGGCUCCGCUCCAGUGCCGAGCGUCGUCGCUCUGCGGGCGAGCCUUGGAUUCAGCGAUUAUCGAGAGGCCCGCCGACGCGGACAGCGGUCGCGUGACAAUCCUGACAGUGCUCAGCUACACGCCGAACCCAGACACGCCCGGCGAUUUUUCGCGCUACCUGCACCAGUUCCGCUCGCUCGUGAACCUGCUCCACUCGCUCCUCCUCACCGCCACCACGCUGCCCGUGCACACGCUCGUCACCACGCGCUACGCGGAGUUUGAGGAGCGGCUUCAGGCGCUCAAAGCGCGGAUGCUGCCCGUCGCGCCGCUCGCGCCGCCGGCGUGGGCGCGAAAGAUAUUCGCGGGCACCUUUGACAAGCUACAGGCGGUCAGCCUCGUGCAGUUUGACAAGGUCAUCUUCCUCGAUAACGACUGCCAGGUGCUCCGGAACAUCGACCACCUCGCUUACGUGGAUGCGCCCGCCGCCGUCUUCCACUCUCCGGACGCUCUGCAGCCGCAAGGCGGGAUCAACAGCGGAAUGAUGGUGUUGCGGCCGUCGCGAGAGGCGGCGGCUGAGGUGAUCGAGGCGAUGCGCUCGUUGCCGGCCGACACCGUCGUCGAUGGUAGCGAUCAGGCGGUGUGGCACGCGUACUUCAAGCGACACCCAGUCUACGAGCUACCGCGCGGCUAUAAUUUCCGCACCAACACUGGGAUUCUCGACCGCGACCGAUGCCUCGCCUACAUCAUACAUCAUGUAGACAAGAGCUCGAGACAAGGCACGCUGAAGCCCGAGAUCAUGAGGAGCGUCUACACGCGCACCGGCUGCUGGCCGCUCCUUAUGUUCCCGGACGCGCUCCGGCUGAAGGUCGAUGCCAACGCGACGGCGUGGAACGAGCGCUUCCGCCACGCGCCGCCGCUGACCGCCGAGGAGGAGGGCAGCCCCGACGGCGUGCGAGACCGCUCAUUGCUCCGCCCGGUGCUCGCGCCGGGCAAUCUGGUCGGCGGGCUCUUCAACCAGAUCUUCGCGCUGAUCGGGUGCUGCCUCGUCGCUCACGCGACAGGGAGCGCGCUUCUGCUGCCCGAAUUCACGUCGCACGUUUUGAACGGUGCGGUCGAGCCGUUUGGCGCCCUCUUUGACGAGGAGCGCUUCCGGCGUGGGAUGCGCGCAGCGGGACUCCGCGUUUUGCGCAAAUCAACGAAUGCGCGCAGAACGUGGAGCGCGAGCCGCGCCGGCCGAACUUCGGGGACCUCCAACUCGUGGCCCUACCUCGACUACUUUUACAGCGUGCGAGAGCGGCGGCGGCGCAUGUGCACCGGCCUCCAUCCGCUCGAGACCGCCGCCUGGCGCUCGCUGCGGCCGGCGCCGCCGAUUGCGCGCGAGGCUGCGCGCUUCCGCGCCACGGCGGGGCUGAGAGAGUCGUACGGCUGCGUGCACGCGCGCAUCGAGCGCGACAUGCUGUUCUCCGCAGACAGGGUGGGCGCCGGGCCGCCGCCGACGCUCGCGCAGCUGCAGGAGGGGAUGGCGGCGGUGCCCGCGCUCCACGGUGCGCGUGAGGUCUUCGUCGCCGUCGGCAAGAACGUGCCGCGCAAAGCGGACGAGAAGAUGCUCGCGUCGGGGCGCACAGCGUGGGGCGCCCGCUUUGCGCGCACCGCCACCGGCGCGCGUGUCUCGUACGACUCGAGGUGGAGCUCGGCGAACAGCUCGUACACGCGCGCCGCCGUGCUCGACUUUGCAGUCUGCCGCGGCGCCGCGUGGUUUGUCGGCUGGCCCGGCUCGAGCUUCUCGCAGGGGCUCGCCAUCGACCAGCAGGUCAACCGCGGCGCGCCGUGGUACGCCGCCUGCCCGUUGGGGCAGAGCUGCCACGACCCGGCGAAGGUGUGGAAGAGGGAGUUCGCAGAGAAGACGUGCACGACGCGGAUGGCGGCGGAGCUGCUCACACGGAGGACCGACGGCGGCGCGGACGACAAGCUGUGCGUCGCCAACCGCUCGUGGGUGUGCACCAGCGGAGGCGGCGGCACAGCGAGCGACGCCGACCUCAAAGCCGUCGUCGAGGCGAUGAAGCCGCCGCUGCUGCCCGUGGGGAUGCACGUAGCCAAGUAG
Molecule: messenger RNA, 2160 nt
Organism: Emiliania huxleyi CCMP1516
Lineage: Eukaryota; Haptophyta; Isochrysidales; Noelaerhabdaceae
Exons: 1
Coding region: 1-2160 (719 amino acids)
Molecular function (GO): glycosyltransferase activity
Source: RefSeq, a predicted model, not a curated record